CCUAUUUAACAGAGCAGGACGCCACUGAGGGCAUUUGUAGCAAAGGACGGAGGAGAGACAGGAACUCAGAGCCAAGACAGAAGUGCCACUUUUCAAGAAGAGGUCUCCAGGACAGCACUGACAACGCUUCAGCUGAGGUCAAUCUGCAAAAAGAAACAAGAGUUGAAGAGUGAAAUGUUAGUUUGGAGCUGGUGAAGAGGACGAGUUCUAAGUGACAGACGCCGACGAGGACGAUGCUGAGUGUGGAGAUGUUCCCCGGGUUGACUCUGGGACCUCAGAGGAUCGGAGACUGCUUCUACAGAGACCGGGAAGCUCCUGCCCACAUGUCGCUGUUUCCGCCAGCCUGUGACGUGGCCGCCAAAGCCCUGCCCCAGAGGCUGCUGGCUCCUCCCCCUGUCCCGAGCGAGCCUUCGACCAAAACCCCAAAAGACGACGUGAGGAUGGAGCUGGAGAACUCAUCUCUAUGGAAACAGUUCAGCUCGGUGGGCACAGAGAUGAUCAUCACAAAGAAGGGCCGACGGAUGUUUCCCGGCUUGAGGAUGAAGCUGUCGGGCCUGAAUCCAUCUCUGCGUUACAUCCUCCUCCUGGACAUCGUCCCAGUGGACAACUCCCGCUAUCGCUUCCAAGGUGGCGGCUGGCAGGCUGUCGGGGGGGCAGAAGCAAGGCUACCAGACCGGGUCUUCAUUCAUCCAGACUCCCCCGCCACGGGCGCUCACUGGCAGAGCCGCACCAUCUCCUUUCACUACGCCAAGCUCACCAACAACACACUGGACUCACAGGGACAUAUCAUCCUGCACUCGCUGCAUCGCUACCAGCCCAGAGUUCAUGUGAUCGAGGCCAGAGACGUGCUGAGGUGGGGUGGAGGGCAGCACUCCUUCGUUUUCCCCGAGACCCAGUUUCUUACAGUCACCGCCUACCAGAACAACAAGAUCACAGAGCUGAAGAUCAACGCCAACCCCUUUGCAAAGGGCUUCAGAGACGAUGGCAUGAACAGCAAAAAACAAAGAGAUGCAAGACAGAAGCGGAAGAUAGCCGACCUGACGGAAACCUUAGAUAUUGUCAACUGUGAUUCAUGUGACUCUGCCGACCUUUUGGCGCUGCCCCACUCGACCUCCGCCACCUCAGCCGCAGACCUGCAGGCCCUCGCUCUGGCCUCUCUGCCCCCGCUGCCUGACCCCUCCUGUGGGUACAGACCAGAGGAGGCUUCUUAUCAGGACACGCUGGUCCCAGAGCAGCCGCUGGACCUCGGCCAGGCGUACAUGGCAUCCCAGAUGUCUGACAUCGGCAUCUCCAUGACCAAUGGGAUGCAGGACGCACCGGGGAGUGAGGUGGCAAAUAGUAUAAUUGAAAGAUCUGACGCUUUGGGUGAACCAGCUUACUCCUCCAACUUCCCUCCUGCUCAGGCCAACUCCUCCUCGUUCCCCUCAGCUCCUCUUCCUCACUCCUCCUCCUUCUCCUCCCUCCCCAUCCCCGGCCCCUCAGACACAUCUGCUCCUCAACCAUCCAUCCCCCCUUUCGACUAUCCCUCCAUCCUCUCCUCCUCCUCACCC
Paralichthys olivaceus (Japanese flounder) is the source of this 1550-nucleotide messenger RNA. NCBI's taxonomy places the organism in Eukaryota, Metazoa, Chordata, Actinopteri, Pleuronectiformes, Paralichthyidae. The record is from RefSeq and is a predicted model, not a curated record.